AUGCACGCGCUGCUGAAUAGCGACCUCACGCGGGAGGUGGUGCGGUGGAAUUGUUUUCAGGUCUUUUCCGCCGGAGAGGGGCGCGGGUAUAUCCAUAAAUCGAUCCUGGAAGGGAUUCAAAAGCGCGGUCGAGACGCCUGCAACGGCCCCAACGCGAAGUUCACCGUCUCGAUUAUUAAGGCGUUGAACGACGCCUUUGAUUGCAUGGCCGCGGAGGAGGAAAAGGAGUACCUCGCCGCGAAGGCCGCCGCGGGGAAACGGAAAAGACGAAAAGCCGCCGUAAAACCCCCCGUCCUUCCCCCGCAUCAGAGCUCGGUCAUCCCGUUAAGCGUCAAACGCCGCUCGCAUAUCGAUUACACGACGUUUUGUCGAUAUUUUGAUCAACUCCCCCAGCUCGCGGCGGCCUUCAUGCAUGUGUGGUUGCCUCUUCUUUUUACGGGGAAAGUGGGGGGACAAAAUUAUGACCUCACCCUUUCGACGGAGGAGAAUCUGAAAGACGGCGAGCUCUCCCCUGCCACCACCACCACCACCAUCAUCGAGGGCGAGGAUCGUGUGGAGCGGAAAGGCGUGAUGGAAAAGAAAGUUUUAUGGAGCGAAGCCGAAGAUGGGGAAGGGGGGGAAGGGGGCUCCAAAGACGCCACGAUCGGACUGGAUGUCGUCGAAAAACUCCCGCGAAAUGCCACCGCGGAGGAGGGAGAUGUCAACGACGCCCCCUCCGAUGAGGGCCUCGUCGAAAAAGAAAACAGCCAGAUCCGCGAAACGAUCGACCUGCCGUUGUGGGAGAGUGGCGAAUACCCCCUUCAGCUUUUGGGUGCGACCCUGGAAAUUCGCCAUGCGACCUUGCAACGGCUUAUUUUUAGGGAGAUGGAUAUUUUUCAAAAGGCUGUCGAACAUCUGGAGUAUCAAACCAUACUAACUUAA
Molecule: messenger RNA, 921 nt
Organism: Phytomonas sp. EM1
Lineage: Eukaryota; Euglenozoa; Kinetoplastea; Trypanosomatida; Trypanosomatidae
Source: the annotation of a GenBank genome assembly